GGACGUGGUGCGUGCAUGUGAAGCGGAUGGCAGCCUGUUUAUCAUACUUCACACCAUGAUACUGAUCAAGUUUAUAUGCGCAGUUAUUACCAGAUCGUUAUUCAUCUUAGUUUCACUCAUUGGAGUCUGGAGGGUGACAUGGGUCAAACGAGAUUGGAGAUACUGGUUUCUGACAAUUCUGUACUUACCUCUCGUGGUGGAAAUGGUUAUCACUUUAAGAAGAAAAAAAGGGAUGGAUUACAAGUGGUUUUCACCUGCAAUUUUGAUGUUUCUAAUCAGUAUUAUACCAUCCAUAUGGAUUUUAGAGCUGCAUCAUCAACUUGACAAAUCAAGUGAUCUUCAGAAGUGCAGGAAACUGGAUUCAUUGGAGAACCUAAAAAGCAUGAUAAAUACAUGGAGAAAUAACACUAUGACAAAUGAAACCUUCAUGGCCUCCUUUAACGUGCUGUCCUCCGUGUGCUCCAACGACUGGAUUCUCGCGCUGCACCAAAUCCUCCUCAUCCUUGUGAUCGUGGGGAAAUGGCUGUUGCCCCUCGGCGGAGGGGUGACCCGGGACGAGCUCUCUCAGCUCCUCCUCAUCUUUGUGGGCACAGCCGCCGACAUACUGGAGUUCACCAGCGAGACGCUCUCGGACAUCAAGGAAAACAGUCCUACAAUUGUGUAUAUCAUUCUAGCAGUGUGGACAUGGAGCAUGUUACAGUUUCCUCUCCAUCUGUCAGUGUUGAAUUCAAGAAGAGAGGAAUCCGACGAUGGUCAGAGUGACUCUUUCCUGAAGAGCCACAGAACAGACAUCUGGAACAUCGUGGAGAGCCUCUUCAUUCAGGAUGGUCCCUUCCUUCUGGUCCGACUCACAGUUAUGACCUACUUUGAAGUCUUCCAUCAAAUGUUGGUUUUCUUCACCAUCAAGAACUUGCUGGUGGUAAUACUGAAUCUAUAUCGCCUGGUUGUCAUAUGCCAGGACUACAGAUCCUCUGCUACAGGGCUUCCAUGAGGGUCUCUUUUGGGGUGAUUGAUGGCCCCCAUGGCCUUACCCAGGAAGUAAGGAGUCAAGCUGAACCAGAGUUCAGGGCCCAAACACAAUCUGCAAAAUGUUCAGAUAACAUCCUGUUUAUUUACAGCUAAUAACUAUGCGGUUGCAUGUAAGUCAGCUGCAACGGAAUUUGAAAGUAGCCCAAACAGUGCAAAAGUGAUAGUUAAAAGCGGAAAUAGUCACUUGAGGGGAAUUGUUGCUAAAAGUGCUCUAAUGUGUGCUCCUUUUUUUAGAAUGGGAAGCACACUCAGGUCUCUCCAGGAAAGCCCUGUCACUUCGGACAAAACCAUAACUCCAUUUUCUUCGUUUCAGUUGUAGUUUAUGCUCCCAGGUAAAUUGAGAGACUGUCAUGCAUAGUUCAACAAAGACAAUAUGUAUAUUUAGGGUUUAGUGUUUAAAUGUUUUUAAUUCAAAGAGAGUAUGUUGACAUGAAAAAGGGUUUAUAAUCCCUCCUAAGCAGUAAGAAGGCAGCUUUAUUACUUUCCUGGUCUUGUGAUGUCACGUCAAAUACAAUGAACAGCACUUUUGAAAAAGAGCAAGAUCAUCAGGACAGAGGGUAUAUAAGUGCAGAGUCCUAGGAUGUAUAAGCUCUUUCUGUGGAAAGAAAGGAAUUAAUUUCACAGAAUGCUCUCUGGUACUAGGAAGCUGUUCUUGCAUUUAACAUGACCACAAGGUCCGAAAUUAAAAUUUCGGUCAACCAACCAGGGUGGCUGACAGACGAAAAAAUUCACCAGCCGGUUGGAUUUUACACCAAUAAUAUUUUUAAGCCAAAAUAAUUUAUUGCAUUU
Molecule: messenger RNA, 1818 nt
Organism: Megalops cyprinoides (Indo-Pacific tarpon)
Lineage: Eukaryota; Metazoa; Chordata; Actinopteri; Elopiformes; Megalopidae
Gene: tmem26b
Product: transmembrane protein 26b
Exons: 6
Coding region: 56-991 (311 amino acids)
Source: RefSeq, a predicted model, not a curated record